GUGCCAUUAAAUUUCCCUAUGCGGUAACAUACUUCUGUAAAAGUGCGCUCAACAUGAGAUAGCUUCAGAUUGAAUCCCCCUUUUAAGUGUCAGCUAAAAAUUUCACCCCCCUUGGAAACUCACUGAUGCCACAUAAAGAUGAAAAAGUUCCUUUGGGAGAAUGGCGUGAAAGUUUCCUUCGGCGUGCUGGGCAUAAUUUACUUCCUCUACCUGAAGCGAUUUCUGAUCCAGGAGUGGGGGAUAUAUCAAAUGAAGAAGAAGGAGAGAGACAUUACCACCAACAAAAUUCAAAUUUAUGAAGACCACGAAAAUGUAAAGCACAUUCUGGACGAGGAGAAGACCAAAACACACCGGAGGGCGUUCGAUUAUGGAAAGAAGAACUGAGGGGCGAGAUAGAGGGAUGAACUAACAACCCAGAAUUGUUCCUCCGUUUUCCAUUUUGGAGAAGCAAGAGGAGAAGGAAAAGAAAGGAAAAAGAAAAAAAGCAGCUGCGUCGUAACGAAUGUGUAUUUGUUCACAAGUGGAAUGGAACACUUCCCAUUCUUGUGGUUCCCUUUUUUUUUUUUUCCUUCAUUUCUGUCCCCCUUUUUGAUGUUACGAGGAAUGGUCAAUUUAUCGGAACGAAUCUCCAUUAUGGGAAAGCCAUUAUCGUGUGCAAUUUGGCACAUCCUUACGUAUCCAUCUGGACGGCUAAGUCAACUUGUGUGUGCAUGUACACAGACCAGCAAUCUUUAAAACAAAAUAUAACGUUCACAACCCAUUUUACCUUUUUAUGGACCGAAUUCGCCACUCGUUUCUUUUUUGUUUGCUCUAAACUGGUGCAUGUUGUGAGACUCCCUUGUGGAGGAUUCCCCAUUAAGCAGCUCCUCCACUUUUCUUUUUCCUUUUCGAAGUUGACUUUGUUUAUU
Messenger RNA from Plasmodium coatneyi, 908 nucleotides. RefSeq lists its product as uncharacterized. The transcript is spliced from 2 exons. The coding region runs from base 139 to 384 and encodes 81 amino acids. Lineage: Eukaryota; Apicomplexa; Aconoidasida; Haemosporida; Plasmodiidae. The record is from RefSeq and is a predicted model, not a curated record.